CCCAGACCGCCCGUUGCGCGCCGGCGCCUGCGCAGUGGCCUCCGAGCGCCGCGACGGGAAUGGCGGCCGUUUUGGAGUCGCUGCUGCGAGAGGAGGUCUCGGUCGCAGCCGCCGUGCGGUGGAUCUCGCGCAGCUCCCAGAGUUCUGAGGAUGACCCGGCAGAGGCGGCCGCACUCCGCUCACUGCAGCCGCUGCGGAAGGAAUUCGUGCCGUUCCUGCUGAACUUCCUGAGGGAACAGAGCAGCCGCGUCCUCCCGCAGGGCCCCCCAACCCCUGCCAAGGCCCCGGGCUCCUCGGCAGCCCUGCCCGGGAGGCCGGGGGGCCCGGCGCGGGGCGGCCGCGGGGCGCGCAGCCAGCUGUUCCCUCCGAUGGAGCCCUCGAGCUCCGCCGAAGCGCCUCUGGCCCGCCGCGGGGGCAGGAGGCGGGGCCCGGGGCCGCCCCGCGAGCGCGGGGGCCGCGGCCCCGGGGGCCUGGAGGAGGGAGCCGGCGGGGAGAGCCUGCCCUGGACCGGAGCCCGGAGGCCGAGGGGCUCCGGCAGCCCCGGCCCCGCGCGCUGUGAUCCGCCAAACCUCAGCAACCUGGAGGAGUUCCCUCCCGUAGGCUCGGUGCCCCCCGGCUCCGCAGGCAGGACGAAGCCAUCACGCAGGAUCAACCCAACACCGGUGAGCCAAGAGCGGUCUCUCUCCAAACCCAAGACAUGCUUCACCUCACCCCCCAUCAACUGUGUCCCCAGUUCCCAACCCUCAGUCCUGGACACUAGCCCUUGGGGCCAUGGCCUCCCCCCAGGGUGCAGAAGUCUGCAAGAGGAGCGGGAGAUGCUCAGGAAAGAGCGCUCUAAGCACCUGCAGCAGUCACCUACUCCCACCUGUCCCACUCCAGAGUCGGGGUCUCCCCUCCCCAACCGGACAGGAAACCUCACAGCCGAGCCCGCUGACCCUGCGAGAGUAUCUUCCCGCCAGCGCCUGCAGCUGGUAGCCCUGGUCUACUCUAAGUGCAUAGCGGAGAACCUGGUACCAAACCUCUUCUUGGAGCUUUUCUUCAUCCUUCAGCUCCUUACUGCCCGGAGGAUGGUGGGCACCAAGGACAGUGAGCCUGAGCUGAGCCUAGGAACCGCCGAGUCCCUGGAAAGCCCGCUGUUCCAGAAUGUCCAUGACUGCGUCUUCUUUGCAGUGCAGGUUUUGGAGCAUCAGUUUCAAGUUCUUUCCUACUUGGAUAAAGGGACCUUGAAGCUAUUAGCUGAAAAUGAGCGGCUGCUGUGUUUCUCUCCAGCUCUGCAAGGCCGCCUUCGUGCUGCCUAUGAGGGCAGUGUUGCUAAGGUCUCUCUGGCAGUGCCACCUUCUGCUCAGGCUGUCUCCUUCCAGCCAGAAACUGACAACCGUGCCAACUUUUCCAGUGACCGAGCCUUUCAUACUUUUAAAAAACAGAGAGAUGUGUUUUAUGAGGUGCUUCGAGAAUGGGAAGAUCGCCAUGAGGAACCUGGCUGGGAUUUUGAGAAGGGCCUGGGCAGCAGGAUCAGAGCCAUGAUGGGUCAGCUCUCUGCAGCCUGCAGCCACAGCCAUUUUGUUCGACUUUUCCAAAAACAACUUCUCCAGAUGUGUCAGGGUCCAGAUGGUACAGGGGGCCCUGUCUUGGGCGAGACUCCUGAUGUGCUAAAUAUGCUUGGAGCUGACAAGCUGGGGCGGUUGCGACGUCUCCAGGAAAGACUUGUGGCUCCUCAAAGCAGUGGGGGGCCCUGCCCACCCCCUACCUUCCCAGGCUGCCAAAGCUUCUUCAAGGACUUCAUCCUGAGUGCCAGCAGCUUCCAGUUUAAUCAGCAUCUCAUGGAUAGUCUAAGUUUGAAGAUCCGGGAGCUCAACAGCCUUGCCUUACCUCAACCUGAGCCUAGUGAUGAAGACGGAGACUCAGACGUGGACUGGCAGGGUGAACGAAGACAAUUUGCUGUGGUGCUACUCAGCCUGAGGCUUCUGGCUAAAUUCCUGGGCUUUGUGGCUUUCCUGCCCUACCGGGGGCCUGAACCACCCCCAACUCGGGAGCUCCAGGACUCUCUUCUGGCCCUGAGGAGCCAGGUGCCCCCUGCCCUGGAUGUGCGGGCCCUGCUCAAGCAGGGGCUGCAAACCCGCCGGACAGUGCUCACGGUACCCUGGUUGGUGGAGUUCCUAUCUCUGGCUGACCACAUCGUGCCCUUGCUGGACUAUUACCGCAGCAUCUUCUCUCUCCUGCUCCACCUGCAUCGGAGCUUGGUCUUGUCGAAGGAAAGUGAAGGGGAGAUGUGUUUCCUCAACAAGCUGCUGCUGCUUGCUGUCCUAGGCUGGCUUUUCCAGAUCCCUACAGUUCCUGAGGACUUAUUCUUUCUGGAAGAGGCUCAGAUGGACACCUUUGAAGUGGACACAGUAGCAGCUGAGCAUGGCUUGGAUGGCAUGCCUGUAGUGGACCAGCACCUGCUCUACAUCUGCUGCCCCUACAUUGGAGAGCUUCGGAAACUGCUGGCUUCCUGGGUGUCUGGCAGCAGCGGGCGGAGUGGGGGUUUCAUGAGGAAAAUCACUCCCACCACCACCACUGGCCUGGGCACCCAGCCUCCCCUGAGCACCCAGGGGCUCCAGGCCCAGCUCGCACAAGCCUUUUUCCACAACCAGCCUCCCUCCCUGCGCAGGACCGUCGAGUUUGUAGCAGAGCGAAUUGGCUCCAACUGUGUCAAACAUAUCAAGGCCACACUGGUGGCAGAUCUGGUGCACCAGGCCGAGUCGCUUCUUCAGGAACAGCUUGUGUCACAAGGACAGGAAGGGGGUGAUCCAGCCCAGCUGUUGGAGAUCCUGUGUUCCCAGCUUUGCCCCCACGGGGCUCAGGCACUGGCCCAAGGGCGGGAGUUCUGCCAGAAGAAGAGCCCUGGUGCUGUGCGGGCGCUACUUCCCGAGGAGACCCCUGCCGCUGUUCUGAGCAGCGCAGAGCACAUUGCUGUUGGGCUUGCAACAGAGAAAGCCUGUGCUUGGUUGUCAGCCAAUAUCACAGCACUGAUCCGGAGAGAGGUGAAAGCUGCAGUGAGUCGCACACUUCGAGCCCAGGGUCCAGAAGCAGCUGUCCGGGGGGAGCGGAGGGGCUGCUCCCGUGCCUGUGAGCACCGCGCUCCCCUCCCCUCCCACCUCAUCUCCGAGAUCAAAGAUGUGCUUGCUUUGGCCACUGGGCCCCGGGACCCUGAGGAGGGAGUUUCUCCAGAGCACCUGGAGCAGCUCCUGGACCAGUUAGGCCAGAUGCUCCAGUGCCGCCAGUUUCUGUGCCCACCUGCUGAGCAGCAUCUGGCAAAAUGCUCUGUGGAGCUAGCGUCCCUCCUUGUUGCCGAUCAGAUUCCUAUCCUGGGGCCCCCAGCACAGCACCGGCUGGAGCGUGGGCAGGCCCGAAAACUCCUGCAUAUGCUGCUUUCCUUGUGGAAGGACAAUUUUCAGGUGCUGGUUCCACUGCAGCUACUGCUAAGCCCGAGAAAUGUGGGACUUCUGGCCCACACUCGGCCAAGAGAGUGGGACCUGCUGUUGUUCUUGCUCCGGAAGCUAGUAGAGCAAGGUCUGAUGGGACAGGUGGAGAUAGAAGCUUGCUUGGACAACCUCCGUGAGGCCCAGUGGCCAGAGGACUUCUCAGAAGAACUUGCCACUUUGUUCAACCUGUUUCUAGCUGAACCCCACAUGCUAGAACCCCAGCUAAGGGCCUGUGAGCUGGUACAGCCAAAUCGGGAGACUUUGCUGGCCCAGAGCUAGGACUUGGAAAUGGCCCUAGAUUGGGCAUCUCACCAGCCCCAUUUGCCUGCCUCAAGUGCCCACCGCUGACCCUUGUGAGUCUGCAGUCAAGGCUUGCCUGGUUCAGAAUUAUGGUGGACAAGCCUAGGACUCCAGAGUCCUGCAAAGGAAGAAUUGGCAGUUAUCAUUUGGAUACUAAAUGGAAUGAUGUGUUGGACAUUGAGCCCUAUUUGCUGCUAUUCCAGCAUUGAAUAAAACUGUGGUUCAGGAAAUCAUGACAGAGACAACUUCUUAUCUGCUUGUAAGUAAAAUAUGAACCUUGGGAGUCUCCUGUCCUGACAGACUGGCUCUCCUGUGCAGGCAGCAGUCCAGCUCCACCUAAGAGCCACAUGAAAACUUCAGAGCUUUUUUAAAUAAACUCUUUUCCUUA
Messenger RNA from Sorex araneus (European shrew), 4152 nucleotides. RefSeq names its product codanin 1 (gene CDAN1). The transcript is spliced from 28 exons. The coding region runs from base 60 to 3743 and encodes 1227 amino acids. Gene Ontology annotation, biological process: chromatin organization. The record is from RefSeq and is a predicted model, not a curated record. Gene Ontology annotation, cellular component: nucleus. Lineage: Eukaryota; Metazoa; Chordata; Mammalia; Eulipotyphla; Soricidae.